Blastocystis hominis is the source of this 486-nucleotide messenger RNA. RefSeq lists its product as hypothetical. The coding region runs from base 1 to 468 and encodes 155 amino acids. NCBI's taxonomy places the organism in Eukaryota, Bigyra, Opalinata, Blastocystidae. The transcript is spliced from 5 exons. The record is from RefSeq and is a predicted model, not a curated record.
AUGAGUCUGACCUAUUUUCCUUGUUUGUCAAUAAUCUCGAAUAAUCGGGUUAUCUUUAGUCUUUGCGAAAUUCGCUCUUUGCAGGAUUAUUACGAAUAUCAAAUAGCAAAUUUUAUUAAUAAGGGAUUUCACAUUGGUUCACGUCACGCAGAUGAAGGGGAUGGGAAUAGCAAGCCUUCUGAGCAGAAUUCGAGUGAAAUUGGUGUUCUUACAAAGGUUGCUGAUUAUCAGGUAUAUCAUCUCUAUCUUUAUCGUAUUAGCAAGGAAAUCUGUCUAUUUCUUCUUGUAUCGAUCACUGUGGGUGAUAAUACCCUUAUUGAAAUUAUGCAGGAUAUCUAUCAGACAUACUUGCAAUGCAGAAACAACCCACUUUCACUCACCAAACCCGACAGUCUUCUCCACUCAACCACGCUUUAUUCAGCUAUAUUUGAUCUAUUGUAUGAUGCAGAGAGAAAGAUGACUUUUUAACUGUACUAUUGGAAUAAU